CAGCAAAAAAAGAAAAUGUGGCUGAACAAAUUCAUGCAAUGAAAGAUAUUGAAGUUAUGAAAUCAUUAGAAGGAAUCAGUUCUGAUGGAACAAGUGCUGAAGCACAAUGUAUGUCUUUCAGUCCAAAAAGAGAUUGUGAAAAUUCUAACAAGCAUUUCAUAACAGAUGGAAGGAAAGAAAAAUCACUUGGAUUAAUGAGCCUGAAAUUUCUCAUGUUGUUCCUUACUACUGCACCAAAGGUUUUAAAUUUGGAUUUAGCAGCUAAAGUAUUGAUUGGAAAUUCUAAUUCAGAAAUUCUAAAUGGAGAUGAAUCAAUAAAAUUUAAAACAAAAGUUAGAAGACUCUACGAUAUAGCAAAUAUUUUAUCAAGUCUUGGACUUAUUCAAAAAGUUUACGUUACUGAAUUAAGAGGAAGAAAACCUGCAUUUCAAUACAUUGGUCCAGAUUUGAAGGAUUUUGAAGAGGACGGUAUAGAAUGUGAGAAUUUUUUGUCACUACAGUCAUUUAUGAAUGAAAAUAGUUCAUCAAGUUCUGUUCAAAAUGAUUCAGAAAAUUCCCAUGCCAGUACUUCAAAAAGAGAAGCAAAAUCAAAACUUACACGGCAUGCUUCUCUUCAAGAUAUCUGUGAAGUUGCAGAGCUUGAACGAGUGAAAAUGUUUUCAGAUGAAAACAAAUCUUCAUUUAAUAUAGCUUCGACUUUUGGUGUACAGUCAGCAAUUAAAUUAGAUUUUUAAGAAAAACUGAAAGUAUUUUUUCCAUCAAGGGACAAGCCUGAAAUAUCAAACAAGAUAUUAAAAAUAUAUUUUCCUUGGAAGGAUAUUAUUUGCCAAGCAUAUAUUUUUGGUGGAAUAUUUUCUUCAAAUGAAAUUAAAAAUUAUACCACACUGGACAGUUAAUUUCAUUAGU
Molecule: messenger RNA, 906 nt
Organism: Centruroides sculpturatus (bark scorpion)
Lineage: Eukaryota; Metazoa; Arthropoda; Arachnida; Scorpiones; Buthidae
Product: transcription factor E2F8-like
Exons: 6
Coding region: 39-734 (231 amino acids)
Biological process (GO): regulation of transcription by RNA polymerase II
Cellular component (GO): RNA polymerase II transcription regulator complex
Molecular function (GO): DNA-binding transcription factor activity, RNA polymerase II-specific; RNA polymerase II cis-regulatory region sequence-specific DNA binding
Source: RefSeq, a predicted model, not a curated record